This is a messenger RNA of Theobroma umbraticum, 3388 nucleotides long. RefSeq lists its product as uncharacterized. Gene Ontology annotation, molecular function: methyltransferase activity; oxidoreductase activity. NCBI's taxonomy places the organism in Eukaryota, Viridiplantae, Streptophyta, Magnoliopsida, Malvales, Malvaceae. The record is from RefSeq and is a predicted model, not a curated record.
CUGAGAGUCCUCAGAGUCUGUAGGUAGAGUUGUGGCCUUUUGCCUACUUGUUUCUUGGCUUUUUUCUUCUCUUUUUCUUGCUCUCUUUGUAUUCCAUAAAUAUUGCAUUUAAACACACAAAAAAGAGAGUGAACUGCUUGUUGCAAUUGGUUCAGUGUCUCCAGUUUUGAAGGAGUGAGCCCAUCCUUGGAUCUUUGAGAACUUCCCUUUUUCAGAAGUGAUGAUUGAGAGAUGAAGUCACCACUCAAGACUGAGAACAGCAACUAAGCUCUAUGAGCACCAGUAAAAGAUCUGAAAGUGACAGCAUUAUCUACCCAAGAAAGGGAACAUCACUGUACCUCAAAAGGGUUAUUCAUUUUUAUUUUUCCUCUUCCCUCCAUGGUUUGUUUUCAACCAAAUUCACUUAACAUGAAGUUCACCAUCAGUCAUAAACUUGCAUUAUCUUUAGCUUUUUCAGCAAUCCAACUUAAAAAAUGCGGGGCAAGAAUUUGGCAGGGUUGUGAGCAUUUACUGUCAAAGAUGAGGAUAGCAGUGAUUGGAGGUGGGAUUAGUGGACUGGUAUCAGCCUAUGUUCUUGCCAAAUCAGGUGUGAAUGUGGUGCUUUAUGAGAAGGAAGAUUACUUGGGUGGCCAUGCCAAGACUGUUAACUUCGAUGGUGUUGAUUUAGACCUUGGUUUCAUGGUCUUUAAUCGUGUAACAUAUCCAAAUAUGAUGGGGUUCUUUGAGAGUCUUGGAGUUGAUAUGGAGGCAUCUGAUAUGUCUUUCGCAGUGAGCCUGGAUGAAGGCAAAGGCUGUGAAUGGGGCAGCCGAAAUGGUUUGUCUAGCUUGUUUGCACAGAAAAUGAACAUCUUGAAUCCUUACUUUUGGCAAAUGCUUAGAGAAAUUAUCAAGUUCAAGGAUGAUGUUAUUAGUUAUCUUGAAGUGCUUGAGAACAACCCAGAUAUCGAUCGCAAUGAAACAUUGGGGCAAUUCAUUGAGUCACGGGGUUACUCUGAAUUAUUUCAGAAGGCUUAUCUGGUACCGAUAUGUGGUUCAAUAUGGUCCUGCCCUACAGAAAGAGUGAUGGGCUUUUCAGCUUUCUCUAUGCUUUCAUUUUGCCGCAACCAUCAUCUACUUCAGCUCUUUGGACGGCCACAGUGGAUGACUGUUAGAUGGCGUUCACAUCAUUAUGUCAACAAGAUCAGAAAAGAGCUGGAGAGCAGAGGUUGUCAAAUAAGAACUGGUUGUGAGGUACAUUCUGUUUUGAGCGCUGUUGAAGGUUGCGCUGUAUUAUGUGGAGAUGACUCCCAAGAAACAUAUGAAGGAUGCAUAAUAGCUGUCCAUGCCCCAGAUGCUUUGAGAUUGUUAGGAAAGCGAGCAACAUAUGAUGAAUUGAGAGUACUUGGUGCUUUCCAAUAUGUUUAUAGUGAUAUUUUUCUCCAUCGUGACAAAAAUUUAAUGCCCAAAAACCCAGCAGCAUGGAGUGCAUGGAAUUUUCUUGGAAGUACAGACGAGAAAGUAUGUUUGACUUACUGGCUUAAUGUCCUUCAGAAUCUUGGAGAAACAAGCCUACCUUUUCUUGUAACUCUCAAUCCGGAUUAUAUGCCACAACAAACCUUGCUUAAGUGGAAAACAGGCCAUCCAGUACCAUCUGUUGCUGCGACAAAAGCUUCUCUUGAGCUUGGUCGGAUUCAAGGGAAGAGAGGAAUUUGGUUCUGUGGAGCAUACCAGGGCUAUGGCUUCCAUGAAGAUGGAUUAAAGGCUGGGAUGGUUGCUGCAAAUGGUGUGCUGGGGAAACGUUGUUCUAUUCUGAGCAAUCCAAAACAUAUGGUACCCUCUUUGGUGGAAACAGGGGCACGCCUUUUUGUUACUAGAUUCCUCAGUUAUUUUAUAUUAACUGGCAGUGUUAUUUUAUUGGAGGAAGGUGGCACAAUGUUUACCUUUGAGGGAACUAGCACAAAAUGUCCUCUAAAAACUGUGAUUAAAGUUCACAAUCCACAUUUUUACUGGAAGGUUAUGACAGAGGCAGAUCUAGGCCUUGCGGAUGCAUAUAUCAACAGCGAAUUUUCUUUUGUUGAUAAAAAAGAGGGUCUCCUAAAUCUUAUCAUGAUUCUCAUUGCCAACAGAGAUUUGAACUCCUCCAACUCAAAACUGAGUAAGAAAAGGGGUUGGUGGACGCCUUGGUUGUUUACAGCUGGUUUAACAUCUGCAAAGUAUUUCUUGAAGCAUGUCUUAAGGCAUAAUAGUCUUACACAAGCUCGUAGGAACAUUUCUCGUCAUUAUGACCUGAGUAAUGACCUUUUUGCUCUAUUCUUGGAUGAGACAAUGACAUACUCCUGUGCAGUGUUUAAGACAGAAGAUGAGGAUUUGAAAGAUGCACAACAGAGAAAGAUCUCUCUUCUGAUUGAAAAAGCAAGAAUUUAUAGUAAGCAUGAAAUUCUUGAGAUUGGGUGUGGUUGGGGAAGCUUAGCUAUUGAGGUUGUCAAACGAACCGGAUGCAAAUAUACUGGCAUUACUUUGUCCGAGGAGCAACUAAAAUUUGCAGAAAAUAGUGUUAAGGAAGCUGGACUUCAGGACAAUAUAAGAUUUCAACUCUGUGACUACCGACAACUACCCAGCACCAAGAAGUAUGACAGAAUAAUAUCUUGUGAGAUGGUUGAAGCUGUUGGCCAUGAAUACAUGGAGGAUUUCUUCAGUUGCUGUGAGUCAGUGUUGGCAGAAGAUGGACUUCUUGUUUUACAGUUCAUAUCUAUACCAGAAGAGCGCUAUGAUGAGUACAGGCGAAGUUCAGAUUUUAUCAAGGAAUACAUAUUCCCAGGUGGAUGCCUACCUUCAUUGACUAGGAUAACAUCAGCCAUGAGUGCUGCAUCUAGACUAUGUGUGGAGCAUGUGGAAAACAUAGGGCUUCACUAUUACCAAACUCUUAGACAUUGGAGAAAGAAUUUCUUGGAGAAGCAGAGCAAAAUCCUUGCUUUGGGAUUCAACGAGAAGUUCAUUCGGACAUGGGAAUAUUAUUUUGAUUAUUGUGCAGCUGGUUUCAAGUUAAAUACCCUUGGAAAUUACCAGGUUGUAUUCUCACGCCCUGGAAAUGUUGCUGUACUUGGCAAUCCAUACAAAGGUUUCCCUACAGCAUCUUAAAAUUCUUUUCGUCGUAAAAGGAGAUACCGUACAAUAAUUACAAAGCAAAUCAAAACUGGUGGAAAGCUUUCUUUUCCCCUUUCUUCUUUAUUAUUUCCACGAUUAAUGUAUCCUACUCAAUCAGCCAUUAACAUUUGAACUGAUCACUACAAGUUUAGCAUCAUUCAAAAUUUAAAAAAAAAAAGGAAAGAAAAGUCAUUGGCCUAUAUAUAUAUAUAUAUUUGUCAGGGCAUUGCCUAAUAUCUUUUACACGUGGCCUAUAUACUUUUUG